Molecule: messenger RNA, 839 nt
Organism: Asparagus officinalis (garden asparagus)
Lineage: Eukaryota; Viridiplantae; Streptophyta; Magnoliopsida; Asparagales; Asparagaceae
Product: putative pre-16S rRNA nuclease
Exons: 6
Coding region: 80-685 (201 amino acids)
Biological process (GO): rRNA 5'-end processing
Source: RefSeq, a predicted model, not a curated record
UCCGGUGGCGCCCAUUGAAGCUCCGACCCCCCAACACAAAAUCAAAAUCAAAAUCAAAAUCAAAAUCAAUCCUAAAAAAAUGCCAAUAAUACAUCAUCAACAACUUCUUCUUCAUCCUUCGUGCACCCCAACACUCUCCAUUCCUCAGACUAGAAUUACAAUCAAAAUUAGGGCUUCCAAAGAUCCCCAGCCUCUGCAGCCGUCGAUCNUAGACCUCGGCAACGCCCGUACCGGCCUCGCCCUCAGCAAGGGUUUCUCCGCCCGCCCUCUCGCCGUUUUGGAGCUGAGAGGGCAGAAGCUUGAGCUGAGACUACUUGAGAUUGCGGAAAAAGAGGAAGUUGAUGAGUUUGUCAUUGGGUUGCCGAGGUCCUAUGAUGGGAAGGAGACGACGCAAUCGAAUAAAGUUCGGAGUGUUGCUGGGAGGAUUGCGGUUCGAGCUGCAGAGAGAGGUUUGAGAGUAUAUUUGCAAGAUGAGCAUGGAAGUUCACAAGAAGCCCUCGACUUUAUGAAAGAAGCGGGCCUAAAGAAAUCUGCUCGCCAAGGGAGAACAGAUGCCUAUGCUGCCAUGAUGGUACUUGAGAGAUACUUCUCAAUGUCUGGCAGCGGAGCUGAACUUGUAAUGCCUAAGCAACUGGAACUGCAAGAAAAGCUUGUCAAGGGCCGUCCUAGAGAGUUAGAUUUUUAAGUUAGCAGCCUAUUUCAACGCUUCAUUGUUUAUCAACAUUCAAAGCUUGGUGCAUGUUAGUAACCUUUUACAGGGCAACACAUUUUUUUUUAAUGAAGUUGCAUCCUCUGUUAUAAUUAUUUUUUAAAUUAAUCUGAAACAUGCUUAGCUUUUC